AAAAAGAAAAGAGAGUGGGUGUGUGUAAAAAUAGAGAAUGAUGAGUUGCUUUCCGUGUUUCUCGUCUCAGAAGAGCAAGAAAGGGAUCGAUAAGAAUAACAAUAACGACAGUUCAGGCUCUUCUUCCUCCGGCCACCGUACUCCUCCUCCGCCCCCCAAGUCCCCUGAGGUUACCACCAAAUCAAAGCCUGCUGAGGAAAUCAAGGACAAACAACAAGAAGGUGAAAAAAUAGAUGCCCAGACCUUCACUUUCAGAGAGCUAGCCACUGCUACGAAGAAUUUCCGACAGGAAUGUCUUUUGGGUGAAGGUGGGUUUGGGAAGGUCUUUAAGGCUACCCUUCAACCAAGUGGCCAGGUGGUAGCUGUGAAGCAGCUCGAUAGAAAUGGGCUACAAGGAAACAAGGAGUUUCUUGGUGAGGUUAAGGCAUUGAGCCUUCUGAAGCAUCCAAAUCUUGUGAAGUUUAAUGGAUAUUGUGCAGAUGGAGAUCAAAGAAUUUUGGUGUAUGAAUAUAUGCCAGGAGGUUCUUUGGAAGAUUGUCUCUUUGCCAUAAAAGAGAAUCGAAAGCCAAUGGAUUGGUUUGUUCGUAUAAAGAUAGCAUCAGGGGUUGCAAAUGGAUUGGAAUACCUGCAUGACCAGGCGGAUCCUCCCAUAAUAUUUAGAGACUUGAAGUCAUCAAACAUCUUGCUAGAUGAAGAUUUCAAUCCAAAGCUUUCUGAUUUCGGGCUAGCGAAGCUUGGCCCCGGUGGUGAUAAGUCGCCAUUGCCGUCAAGGGUCAUGGGGACCUACGGCUACUCUGCUCCUGAAUACACAAGAGGUGGUCAGCUCACUUCCAAGUCUGAUAUUUACAGCUUUGGAGUUGUUAUGCUUGAACUCAUUACUGGAAGAAAAGCCAUUGACACUACAAAGCCAAAUAACGAGCAGAAUCUUGUUACUUGGGCACAACCAUUUUUCCGAGAUCCAAAGAGAUUUCCAGACCUGGCCGAUCCACUCCUUGGGCGGUUGUUCCCGGAGAAAGAUCUGAAUCAGGCCGUGGCCGUCGCCGCCAUGUGUCUACAAGAGGAAGCAGAAGUCCGUCCUCUGAUCGGCGACGUCAUGACAGCUCUCAGUUUCCUUUCCACAGUUCCGGACGAGAAUCUCCGUCCACUCCCUUAUCCGCCGGAACCAGAACCAGAACCAGAACCUGAGGAGGAAAAUCGAGACGAUGAUUCCUCUUCAGAAUCUUCAGAUUCCGAUACCGAAUCUCGAAAGAUCGGGAAGGACAAAGACUGCGCAUCUGCAAAUUUCACAAGCGCAAGAAACCACGAAACAGAUACCUCCUCAGAUGAUGAAGACGAAGGAGAAAAAGAAAACAUCAAGUCAAGCAAAAAAAAACCGAAAAACAAAGAAUCUGAACAGAAAAGAGUGGUAUUCAAAGACGACAUACAGCCACCAGCUCCAAAUCACACUAGAAAAAAUAGCUCCUCAUCAAGCGAUGGAAGCUCUUCACCUAGAAGCAGCAACGCAUCCGAAAAUAGAAGAAUCGACAGCCUUGAAAGUAUCAGAGAUUCAGAAGGAGGAGAUUCAUCGUUCAAACUGCAAGAUGAACCUUCCGAUGUUGUAAAUAGUAACGAUUCUACAUUAGAGCAUAUCAGCAGUAGGGAAUCGCAUACUGGCGAUGAAGAAUACGAAGCACAUAACGAAUACAGCAGCGAUUCUGAGGAAGGCUCCGAACACGGUGGCGAAGAAGAAUGAGAAAAAUUGGAGGGGAAAUUUGGAGAACACCAAAGAGGGGGAUAAUGUUCCAAUUUUUUAUUUUCUCGUGAGGGGAAAAAUGCUAUUUUAUUUAGUAGCUUUGGAGUGUUUAAAAAAAUAUCACUCUUCAUUUAAAUUCUUUUUUUUCUUUUUCUAUUUAUA
Cucumis sativus (cucumber) is the source of this 1894-nucleotide messenger RNA. Its product is annotated as probable serine/threonine-protein kinase PBL25. Gene Ontology annotation, biological process: protein phosphorylation. The transcript has 5 exons. The record is from RefSeq and is a predicted model, not a curated record. NCBI's taxonomy places the organism in Eukaryota, Viridiplantae, Streptophyta, Magnoliopsida, Cucurbitales, Cucurbitaceae. Bases 38 to 1732 code for a protein of 564 amino acids. Gene Ontology annotation, molecular function: ATP binding; protein kinase activity.